Messenger RNA from Eriocheir sinensis (Chinese mitten crab), 3917 nucleotides. RefSeq lists its product as uncharacterized. Lineage: Eukaryota; Metazoa; Arthropoda; Malacostraca; Decapoda; Varunidae. The record is from RefSeq and is a predicted model, not a curated record. Gene Ontology annotation, cellular component: gap junction; plasma membrane. The coding region runs from base 175 to 2313 and encodes 712 amino acids. The transcript has 7 exons. Gene Ontology annotation, molecular function: gap junction channel activity.
UUCGAGUGUAGUGAAACAGCUCGUAUCCUCGGGCACGGCAGCCAUUGCAGCAGAUAACCCGGCCCGGGCAGUCGGUGUGCACCUCACCCAGCUGCUCUGCUCAUCUUCCAUUUCUGGCUGGUCGAUAGAUGGGCACCUGGGGAAACCUGGUGAAGGCAAGAGUGGAGAAAGAAAAUGGAGGAAUCAGAAGAGACAAUUGUAAUCAUUGAAGACGAAGGUGAUGAUAAUGCUGAAAAUUAUGGCAGUGAUAAUGAAGAGGACAGCAGUAAUGAACAUCCAAUUAAUGAAAGCAAUGAUAGUGGAGAAGACAGCAGUUGUGAGGAGGCUGACAUGUCAAGUAAUGAGGAUGAGGUUGAUACAUUCUGCAAUAGUGAGAUGUGUGAUGAACCACAUGAAGACACAGAAGUUAUAGUCACUGUUGAGUCCACUCCUAAAGGGAAAAAUGAUCUUGGAGAUGAGAGUAUGCAAAGAUCCUCAAAUCCCACACCUCAGAGCAGUAAUGCCCGAAAAAAUUACAAUUUUAAGAAAAACAAAGGAAAGGGAAAAGCUGGCAAUGCAGGAGAUAGAUAUCCACACAGUCAAGGAAAAAGCUUUAACCCUCAAUCUAAGAAUAAUCAGAAGGCAAAUAACUUCAAGAAAAACAACAGAGAAGGUUUUAAAAAUGUGCAGAGCCCUUCACAGCAUAACAGCCUUCAUCAAAAAAACAGCAAAAGUGGAGAUGAUCAGAACUGCAGGAAUCAAAACAACAACAAUCCUAACCAAAAUGCUAACAAGAGUAACAACUUCAACAACUCAAGUGGAGGCAAGAACAACAGCCAAGGAGCUAAUAGCUCCAGUGCCAGUAAAGGACAGAAUAAUAAAAGCAACAACAAAAAUAACAAUAAUAAUCUCAAUAUUAAUAAUAGCAACAACAAUAAGAAGAACAAUAAUAAUAACAAUAAUAAUAAUGGUAAUAAUAAUAAUAGUAAUGCCAAAAAGAAUUCUGAAAGCAGUUACUCCAUCCUUACCAAAGACAUUCUUAAAGAAGUCAAAGUUGUUGUGAGCAAGAUCAUUCAUAAGAGAGUGUGUGCCCAGCCCUUGGACAGCCCCAUACUCAGACUUCACUACAGACUCUCAUCGCUGUUGUUUGUCCUGCUUUACACCAUAAUACAAGGGUGCUGGAUAUGGAAGGAGGCCAUCAUAUGUGUCAAUGGAUUCAAUGCGGAUGCUGAAGUUCCCUAUCGUAUCAAGAAUUACUGCCUGUCAUACCCUUUUGUUUUUGAAGAUUCCUUUGAGUCCGACGAGCGUGAGAGGCAGCGACGCUACAUCUUGUUCUAUCGCUGGACCCACCACUCCUUCGUGAUCAUUGCCUCUGUGUUCUACAUUCCAAGAAUGUUAGCAAAAAGCAAAGAUAAUCCUCGCCUCAAGCAACUGUUACAUGACCUGGCUGAGGGAGAACACAGGUAUGAUUGUUCCACAUGUGAGCAAGACACCAAAAAGAUGGUCAAGUACAUGAAUAAUCAUGGGAGCACUCAUGGUUGCCUUUACUUGUGGCUCAUCAUCUGUCAUGUGGUGGCCCUGGGCAUUGAUUGCUUGGUGGUCUUGUAUUUUGACCAUAUGCUUCAGGGUCGUUUUAUGAACCUGGUGUAUUCAGCUUACCCUCUCCAUCGUGAUCCACGCUUUUUCAAAGAUGAAUUGUCCCUCACAUUCCCUCCCUUUGUGAGAUGCAUGGUGGAUGAGCAGGUAUAUAUCAAUAACAAACGUGUAGAGUGGUUCGGUUGUCACCUCCUCUUGAUGGAUAUAUACGACAAGAUGUUUGUUGUGAUAUGGCUGUGGUUGGUAUUUUUAAUUGCAAUAACAAUCAUCACAAUAUUGGCCCUCUUCAUAUGGGUAAUUCCUCCUUUUAAUAGACUCUUUUUACUGAUGCACACUGAUUCUAAACAUGCUAAAAAGCUAAGAUAUAAGAUUGUCAAGAAAUUUGGUUUUACUGACUUGUAUGUCUUGCAUUUGAUGAAGCGUCAUAGAAGCGAGGCUGAAUUUAUUAUGGUGAUGUCAGAACUUGUCCAUUCUGAGGACCCUUGUCAUACAUUGAUUGAAUCCAAGUUAAAACAGAGCAAAGUUAGCUUUAAAGAUGAUGUAAUAUCAAAUGGUAAUUACUUUCCACAGUUACCUUCUAGGUUUGGGGAGGAAAAAUGGUGCAUGGACAGUACGCAACCGUUAAGUCCAGGGUUUCCAAUUGAAGAAGCCAUACGCAACCGUAAAGUUGACAGCUCAACUCCAAACCCAAAGUAUGAUGUUGAUGCAUCUUUUCAUAGGGGUCUUAAGAAUAUAUAGUCCCUGACUCAUAGAGCUUGAUUGUUUAGUUUGGUGCUUUUCAUCCUACAAACCAUGAUGAGUAGCAACCUCAGUAGUUUAAAAUUUGCAUUUGUUUGAAUAGUGCCAAUAUCAUGUGUUCAAGAAAUUGUCUUUCUCUUAGGAGGUAUGUUUACCCAAAAUUUCACAUACGGUAAAAGUACAAGAAUGUCAAGUAACACCUUGAAACCUAUAGAAAUUUAAUUUUGCAAAAUCUCAGGCAUGUGAAACUUUUAUAAUGAUUAAAAGUCUUCAAAUUUAUUUUUUUGGUUAUAUCCUCUUUACAGGAGAAAAGUGCCAUUAGUUGAUAUGUAGAUCCCAUAUUACAAUGAUGAGAUUUAGGUUUUGUUUUGCUCUGUUUUGUGAAUGGAUAUUUGCAUUGUGUGCACAUGUGCUUUUGUGCAGGCAUGUGUGUAGUAUGUUAGUAUACCUGAGUUGGUUGUAUGUGUGCAUGCAUGCCUGUCUGCCUGCUUAUGUGUGCCCAUAUGCCCAUGUGCUUGCACACAAUCUUUGCAUUUUUUUUUUAUUUCCAGAAUAAUUGCUUCAUGGAAUAUUUUGUGCAUUUCAUGAUCUACACUUCCUUAAACAACUAUUCUCAUCGUACCUUAUUGGUUUGUACCAUAGUGGUGUAUUGUCAUGUGAUGUUAGCUAUGAUUUGAAUUUCAUCAGUUGAAUUAAUUUUAGAUAUUGAUGAUGGUAAUAUAUGACAAAUCAUGCAGUGUAUGUGUACCUCAAGGAAGGACCAUACAGCAUCAUAUGAAAAUGUUUCACUAACAUGAAAUCAUACUUUCAUGUCAGCAAGGAUACUAUUAUUGUAUUAUUUUUAGUUAUUUACCUACAUUGAAGAAUGUAAAUAUCUAAAUUUAUUUUAGAAUUAUACUCUUCAUUCAUUACUAAAUUAGGUAGCAUUGCAUAGGUAAACCUACUGAAAACAAUUUCUGAUGUAGUGAAAGCUGUAGUUUAUGUGAUAUUUGAUUAAGAUCAAAUAAUUAUGUUAUGCUAGAUUUGGUUUAGAUAUUACUAAGGUUUGCCAUGUUUGGGCAUGUAUUCUAUUUUAAAGAUUUAUGCAUUGCAGUAAUCUGGCAUGAUUCAGUAAUCAUUAACGACAAGGCUGUGAGGCAACUCUUGUUCAGUCUAAUUGCCAUACCUUCUUUUCAUGAAAUGUUUGGAUGUAGUUUACACAUUUAGGAUAGUUUCCAUUUCAGUUUAGAUAAUGCAAUAUUUUUUGUAAGGCAUUAAGAGAGUCGAGGUGCAAAUUAUAGACCCAAUCUUCCCGGUGUGAAAGAAAACACACUCAUGAUAAUGGCAGUGUUACAAAACUUGCCUUGCUCAGGGAUUGCAGUCUCUUAAUGUUUUGUUUAAUAUGAGAAAAUAUAAUUGGCUGCUUUUUAGGUUGUUUGUGUUCAAAACAUUUUUUUUCCUAGAAUAGAAUCCUGUUGGUGGAAUAUUGUUUAAUCAACAUCCUUGGAUGUUGGCGUAAGGUUUGAAACGGAGGUGCUUUUUGUAUUUGGUUUCAUAAAUGCACUCUUUCAUAUUUACAUGUCAUAUUAGUUCAAUAUGAAUUUAAUAAAUUUAUUAAAAAAAGA